CACCAUAGAAGAAGAUUCCGGAUAUUACAGAAGCACUGCCUCUUUCUUGACGAAGAUAUAAACAAACCUUGUAAUUUUUGUAUAUUUUGGUUUAUUACAAUCGAGCGUUAGAGCAAUUAUAUUUAUUCAAAUAUACAAAUUCCCCUCUAGGACUUAUUAGUGUUCUUACUAUUCACAUAAUCAGGCAAAGCCUCACUAUUCAUCAUCAACUUGAGUUCUCAAUCAGCCAGCUGCUUUUUUAUAUAGCAAAGCUCGACAUGUUUAUUUUAGUGCUGCUGGAACGAGGAAGCAACUAAGAGUGGACAUGGCAUGAAACGGUUAGCUACAUUGUUAGCUAGCUAACUAACGUCCCCGCUUGUAACGGCCCGUGUUUAAUUCACGUUUGAUUGGAAUUGGACCCACAACGCUCAAAUCGUCGUUGUCGUCAUGGCUUGGGCGCUGAAGUUGCCGCUUACUGAUGAAGUGAUUGAAUCGGGUCUGGUCCAGGAUUUCGAUGCCAGUCUCUCUGGCAUCGGACAAGAGCUUGGAGCAGGGGCAUACAGCAUGAGUGAUGUGCUGGCCCUCCCCAUCUUUAAGCAGGAAGAGUCCAACCUACCCCCUGACAGUGACAACAAGAUACUUCCCUUCCAGUACGUUCUGUGUGCAGCUACCUCGCCUGCCGUCAAACUGCAUGAUGAAACACUCACCUACCUCAACCAAGGGCAGUCCUAUGAAAUUCGAAUGCUUGAUAAUCGAAAAAUGGGAGAACUUCCGGAAAUCACUGGCAAAAUGGUUAAGAGUAUCAUCCGUGUGGUGUUCCAUGACCGACGCCUCCAGUACACAGAGCACCAGCAGCUGGAGGGCUGGCGCUGGAACCGGCCUGGGGACCGCAUCCUUGACCUGGAUAUACCUAUGUCAGUUGGCAUGGUCGACCCCAGGGCUAACCCUACUCAGCUAAACACUGUGGAGUUCCUCUGGGACCCGUCGAAAAGAACCUCAGUUUUUAUCCAGGUCCACUGCAUCAGCACAGAGUUCACCAUGAGAAAGCAUGGGGGGGAAAAGGGCGUGCCUUUCCGCAUUCAGAUUGACACAUUUAAAGAGAACGAAGGUGGAGAAUACACAGAACACCUGCACUCUGCCAGCUGCCAGGUCAAAGUCUUCAAGCCUAAAGGUGCAGACAGGAAGCAGAAGACAGACAGAGAGAAGAUGGAGAAAAGGGCUCCGCAAGAGAAGGAAAAGUACCAGCCCUCCUAUGAAACCACCAUCCUGACAGAGUGCUCUCCAUGGCCUGAAAUCACCUAUGUCAACAACUCUCCAUCGCCUGGCUUUAACAGCACACACAACAGUUUCCCGGUGGCUGAGGGAAAUGGAUCACCCAAUCACCAGCCAGAGCCAGUUGUUCAGGUGGCAGAUAUACUACAGAUUCAAGAUACCACAAUAUAUGAACUUCCAGGACACAGUGAUGGUGGAGAAAAUUUGUCGUCCCAUCUUCUUAGAGGAGAAAGUGAAAGCCAUCAGCAGAAUCUGUUACCCACGGCAACACCCCAGGAAGCACAACAGUGGCUACAUAGAAACCGUUUCUCACCUUUCUGUCGGCUAUUUACCAAUUUCUCAGGGGCGGACCUGUUGAAGCUGACCAGGGAGGACGUCAUUCAGAUCUGCGGGCCAGCAGAUGGCAUUAGGCUCUUCAACGCACUGAAAGGAAGGGUGGUGCGCCCCAGGCUGACUGUCUAUGUGUGCCAGGAAUCUCAGCAAGCAAGGGAACAGCAGCAGAAACAUGAGAAUGGAGAUGCUGCCAGCAACACCUUUUUUGUGUAUCAUGCCAUCUAUUUGGAGGAGCUGACGGCCACAGAGCUGACGGAGAAGAUCGCUCAGCUGUUCAACAUCUCACCCAGACAGAUCAGCCAGAUCUUUAAACAGGGCCCCACAGGCAUCCACGUUCUGGUUAGCGAUGAGAUGAUUCAGAACUUCCAGGAUGAGGUCUGUUUUGUUCUGGAUACCAUGAAAGCUGAGACAAACGAUGGCUACCACAUCAUUUUAAAAUGAAGAAUGACAGGGGGAUGGUGUAGCCCUCUCUCUCUGCUUCUCACCCAGCCCCUCCACAGCCUCAGCCCCCUGACCUGAUGUUCCUGGACUGUGCUGGAGACUUUCCAUGGCUUUUCCUGGAGCACUCUCAACGAGGCAGCUAUGGGAACGUAUGACUGAAGCAUCUGACCCUGCCCAACACCUUAUUGUCUUACUUUGAAAGGAGUGACUGUUUCGUUUGCCAUGUUGAAGAAACACUUUCUUUGCCUCAGCCACUGACGUGACAUGGUGUUGUUGUACUGCCCUGUUCCUUAUCUCGUCAAAAGAAGAGAAUGGAUGGUAUCUGGUGUGCCAAAGCGCCCCUGCUUCCGAAUCAAGAGUUUUUUGUUGUUUAGUACUGUCUGACACCGGACAUUGUAACACCAAGGUACUGGAAGGUUGUCCCUUCUUCUAGGCUACAGCGAGUAGUUAGUCUGAUAAGAGAGUGGCCAUGGUUUGACAUCUGCUAUGACAGCACUUGCACAGGGCGGUAGCUUCAAGAGAUGUCCCUGGUCAGGCAGUGAGCAGACAUUGGCAGCCAUAACAACAGUAAUGUCUUUCCAUGACACUCUUGGGAAAACCAAGAGUCUGUCAAGUUUGUUCCUGUGAGCCUUUUCCUUGUGAGAGAACCUCUGUGAAGCUUUCCAAGACCUCUGAAAACUGCUGAGACCUAGUGUUGUGUACUCAUCAUCCCAAGGACUUGUACUCGCUAAGCUGAGUGAUGAUCAGAUCCUCUCUGUUAGUUAUCAUAGUGGCAACACCAGCAACCAGCCUCCCCCAGCCCUCUCUUCCUACAUGAUAUCACCCAACAGUACCCUUAGAAUGGGGUUUAUGCUCAACAAUUUAUGAAUUAGGGAUUAGAAAUGAAAUCCCUCAAUUUAAUAGAUUGUCUAAAGAAUAUUAAUUGUGAAUCAUGUUUGUAUGUUUUAUAGCCUUUUUUUAUUUUUAUGUUUUCCUGCUUUUUUUAAAGUUAAAUAUGCAUUUUUUUGCAAUAUCAUUUUGGAUAUUACCACUUGGGAAUACUAAUACAUGUAGUGGGUUGUUAUGCCCAAACCGCAUGUUGACAGAUUUAGUUCUGUUGAAUCUAUUUUACUAAAUGCUUACACAGUAUGGAUGGACUGACAUUAGAUGCUACCCAUAUUUGAUCCUUGCCCAUGUUUUAAGAAUAAUUAAACUAAUAAGGCCUACCAA
This is a messenger RNA of Hypomesus transpacificus, 3234 nucleotides long. RefSeq names its product transcription factor CP2 (gene tfcp2). The record is from RefSeq and is a predicted model, not a curated record. The transcript has 18 exons. Gene Ontology annotation, biological process: regulation of transcription by RNA polymerase II. The coding region runs from base 427 to 2025 and encodes 532 amino acids. Gene Ontology annotation, cellular component: nucleus. Gene Ontology annotation, molecular function: DNA-binding transcription activator activity, RNA polymerase II-specific; RNA polymerase II cis-regulatory region sequence-specific DNA binding. NCBI's taxonomy places the organism in Eukaryota, Metazoa, Chordata, Actinopteri, Osmeriformes, Osmeridae.